Messenger RNA from Chara braunii, 3242 nucleotides. The record is from the annotation of a GenBank genome assembly. NCBI's taxonomy places the organism in Eukaryota, Viridiplantae, Streptophyta, Charophyceae, Charales, Characeae.
GCUGACGGAUCGGAUAGCGUGUUGCUGGGUUGUUGAAUCCGGGGGAGAAGCAGGGAUGGUGGCCACACGAGCUGCCACGUUGCGGCAGCAAAGGUGCCCGCUGGAAGACGUCAUCGCCUCUCCGCCGGUGGUAUGCGCUGAUGUAGUAUUUAGCGGCGGCGGGGCAACCUCUGCUGCUGCUGUUUCCGGCUUGGAGGCGAAGAUCAAGGGCACAAGUAUUUCAAGUAAUACUAGUAACAUCAAACGCGGAUCGGGAUCUCGAUCUGCCUCGUUGAUAACUUCUCGCGCAAAGGCAGCGAACCCCAAGAGGCGCAGGAGCAGCAUGUCGGAGCAGGCAGAUCGAGAUUCCGAUCCUCCUGCUGCUGUUGGCGAGAAGAGGCCGAAGUUGAGACACCCACACGCCAUGCGCGGUGGCGCCUCGGGUCUCGAUCUCUCUGGGUCGGGAGCGGGAUCGCAAGACACAGGGAAGGCGCUGGUGAAGAUGAAAGCGAAGAGGAGGAAGAGGGAGGGGAGAAUGAUGUCAAAGACGGCCAAGAAGAAAAAUGAUGAUGAUGAUGAUGUUUAUGAUGAUGAUGACGAUGAUCUUCAUGAUACUUGUGCUGCUGCUGGUGCUGCUGCUGGUGCUGCUGAUGAUGAGGAGGAGGAGGAAGCGAAGGAGGAGCAAGAGGAGGAAGAGGAGGAAGAGGAGAAGGAGGAGGAGGAAGAGGAGGAGGAGGAGGAGGAAUAUAUUGAUGAUAGCACUGCCACUGCAAAAGGUCGGCGUAGUAGCUGCUCUGGUGGGAGGAAGCGAAGUCGGCAGAGACAAGGCCAAAGCAGCAACAAGAGGAUCAACGAAUCCGAAGCAAGAAAGCAAAUGAAAAGUAGUCGGGGGUUGUGGGGGGUUUGUCGUGGGCGUGGAGAGGAGCACCCCUCCUCCACAGAUGAUAGUAGGAUGAGGACACGUGUCGAAAGCACGGCUGAGGUGAUGAUGAUGGCUUUGCCGGAGACGACGCCUUCUCACAGGAUCGCGGAUAUCGAAGAGUGCCCUGCUGGGACGGCGAGCGGGGUCUAUGCCACGUGGCGGCCGCAAUUCGAUCACGCGGAGAGGGAGCAGAUCCGACGCAAUCUUCUUGAUUGGUAUGACCGCAAUCAUCGAGUUCUUCCAUGGCGGCAGAACUUAUGGUCCAAGCUGCUGGAUCGGGAUCGGGACCAGGGUCGGGGUCGUGAUGAGGCAUCGGUCCACGUGGGGGCGGUAUAUCGUAAUCAUAAUCUAGACCGGAGGGAGGAGGAGGAACGCGACGAUGACAGGUCCUUGUUAUCAUCAAGAAGCAAGAACGACCUCCUCACGCAGCAGCAGGAGCAGGAGGAGCAGCAGGAGCAGCAUCAGGCCGGACAGGUGCUGUUGAGAGGGAGAGCGAGAGGGAGAGAGAGAGGGAGAGAGAGAGGGAGAGGGAGAGGGAGAGGGACAGGGAGGGGGAGGGAGGGAGAGAAGGAGAAGGAGAAGGACAAGGAGUGGACGGAUGUAUCCGAUUCCCCGCCCAACGUCGAGAUGGAUUCGUCUGGAAGUCGUGCAUACGCAGUCUGGGUCUCUGAAGUCAUGCUGCAGCAGACACGUGUCGCGACUGUAAUUGAUUACUACAAGAAGUGGAUGGGUAAAUGGCCCACAGUUGCCGAUCUCGCCAAGGCGUCUAUAGAGGAUGUGAAUCAGGUCUGGGCGGGACUCGGGUACUACCGCCGCGCUCGCUUCCUUCUGGAGUCUGUGAACACCGGCACCUCUCAAGUACCGCAUCAGUUCAGACUGAUGUCGACGGAACAGGACACCGGGGCACUGCCACGGCGCAGUGCCAGGAUCGCAGUUCGUGCCCGCCCUGCGGUACCUCCAAGACCCAAGAGAUUCAGCAGACGGACGACUCCAGCGGCAUCAAGUACGGCAUUGAUAGUACAAGACACCACCGGAGAUUUUCCCGCAUGCCCGGUCCGAGAGGCCAAUGAGCCGUUGGCUGACUAUUUUGGGCGACUACAGGYAUUUAUAGAUACCGUAGCUGCCGCCAAGGCUCAGCAGGAGGCAGCAGAGGCAGAACGUCAGCGGCUGGCCAAUGAGGCGGCAGCCCAAGCUCAGCAGACUGCUGAGGCYGACGCAGCGGCACGAAACAGACGGAAUGCCGCCAGCACGGAGUCCCUGAUUGCUAGUGAGCAUCAGUGGACAACGUUACUCCAAGRCAUGAUCUUUGUGCCUACGGAAACGCAGGCGGAACCRACACAGGCGGAGGCAGAGAAAAGUAACCUGGCUACCGUGAUGUUGCACGUAAUGAGGGGAGUAAUGUGGAACAAUAAACUACUGCAGGCACACCUGCACGCGGAUCGUCAGCAAAGACAGCARKACCAGCAAGACCAUGCCGCUGUAACGGCCGACGUCUGCGACGCAGCAGUGCAGCAGCAGCAAYAGCAACARCUAAUGAACUCUACCAUYGCACGCAUCAACGGCAUUGAGGCCAAGGCCUCAGCAGCRCCAGGCUGCACGACGGACGCGACGAAGCAAAUCAAUGAACGCAUCGAUCACAUCGUCACCAUCAUCGGCGACAUAGGUGUUUUCAACGGACCGGACACGAUCAGCAGCACGGUGGCCGCCCUCAAGACGGACAUCACCAAGCUACAGACGAGACCGGACGCCGCUACAAAUACAUUAAAGAUGCCACACUUCGACAUCUGCAAGUUCGACGACUACAACAAGUCGGACACUUUGACAUGGUGGCAACGUUUCCUCACGGAAGCGUCAUGCCGCACUGUCCCGGCGAAUGACAUGUUGAAGGCACUCUAUUUGCAACUGAUUGGAGGAGCGCAGGCAUGGAUGAACCACCUGGCGGCCACCCACAAGUGCACCAUCGCCGAACUCCACACGCACAUCACGUGGAAGGAGUUCGAGCAGCUAUGGUUCACCCGGUUCAUGGUCCGCAACGUCGUGAAGGCGGCCAUGAAUGAGGUGUACACAUGCUCUCAGGGGAACAUGCCAACUCGAGACUGGACAACGAAGUGGCAAAAGAUAGUGACCACGCCAGGAUUCGAUUUGAGUUUUCCAAAUCAACGAUCCGAGUUCUUCUCGUGAUCGUGCGCGGGAUUGCGGUCGACACUCGGUAAUGAGUACGACUAUACCACAUUCCAGGCCAUUCUGGAUCGAGCGAACUUGGUCAUCCAAACGGACGACAAGGCCGCUAACGAGAGACAAUCCCAGCCGCAUUAUGUGGCUAAGCAUGCCUAUCAACGUC